Molecule: messenger RNA, 1474 nt
Organism: Trematosphaeria pertusa
Lineage: Eukaryota; Fungi; Ascomycota; Dothideomycetes; Pleosporales; Trematosphaeriaceae
Exons: 2
Coding region: 113-1369 (418 amino acids)
Source: RefSeq, a predicted model, not a curated record
CACGGCUGGACAGUGGGACAGAUCACGACAAGAAUAGUCUUUUGGCUCAUUCCGUCAUCUACGAUCUCUUUAAUGCAUCGUCCUCUAAUUGGUCCCUACCCCAUCUCCAUCCAUGCGACUCCCGCGCAGGUCGUUGGCGAGCAUACCGAAUCAAGCACUUCCCAGCAUUCACACCACAUUUCCAGUGAACGGCCACCGGAGCAGAACGGAGGAAACGCCAAGUGACUAUUCUGCGGCCGAAGUAGGGGAAGGGAUAGAACUUGUUCCACUCGAGCGGUCAAACACCACGUGUGGGAAGAUCCUUUCACCGGGCAAUGAAGAGAAGGAGGUCGUUUCGAUUGGAAUCGUGCGCAUUUCUGGAAAGCCCCUACCAAGCCUCCCAAGGUCAAGAUGGGAUGGAUUAUCCAGGACGAAGACACGAUGGGAUCGUUUACCGGUGUCACGGCGUAUUCUGGCCAUCCUCAGCGUUCAGCUGAGCAUGAUACUAACAAUUGGCUUGAGCUUGAUGUCCGUAAAUAGCAAAGGUUCACACGAACUUCGCACACAAUCUGUCGCUUCUGGAACUCCGUCUCCCACGCCCUCGAUGCUUCCUAUACAACGGGGAACAUUUGCUGUUUCUCUUGGCAACGCACGACAGCAGAGCUCUGCUUGCCUUGCAAAGAUGAAUGAGUCGACAGCAUGGCCAUGCGCGGACGGCAUGGUACUUCAAAUCGAUCUAUUUCCUUCCCAGGCUGGACAAGCAUCCCACACGCUUGUAGGCCUCGGCUCGUUUGCCGAUUUAAAUCAAUGUGCAUAUGGGCAACAACCCCCGGAGAUCACACCCGCCCAGCUCACCACGUCCAUGGACUCCGAGAAUCCCGACAGUGGCUCGGCCUACUAUUUUCGAGCAACAUACAAUCGCACGGUGAUCAUCCCAGAAGACCAACUACCUCUUGAAGGCCCUCUGCCGGAUCAGAUAAAUACCAACAGCACCAUCGUACAGCCAGGUGAUCGACCUUGGUUUUGCUCAUUCAAUAACACAUCGAUCGAAGGCUUCAUCUACGUCUCGCAGAACUCGACUUCUGCAGGGAUGACUACCUCCGCGUUAGGAAAUGUCACCACAGUCUCUCAGAUGCCCUUUCUUCCCUACGUGGUCAAGCUCACCGAACAGCGGUCGGCAAACAGUACACCGCCGUAUUGCGAGCAGAAGAUGGUCUUAGACAAUGGAGAUCUAGUUUCAGCGGGCACAACACAAUACGUUCUCAGUCUGGCUGAGCCUGCUUUCACGCUCGAGACAAUCGGCGGAGAGGCGCUUUCAGAACGAGGCAAGCGAAAGAGACAACAGAUGUCUUACAGGAACUCAUGUCGAUGUCAGUGGAUGGUCCAAUAAUGAAAUCAAAUGCCACGAACGAAGCGCCCUUUACAUGCUGAAAAAUGGACGAGUAUCCUACAUAAUGAUCUCAAUAGAUUAUUCCAAAGCGCCUCAUGGACUUCA